Molecule: messenger RNA, 2010 nt
Organism: Medicago truncatula (barrel medic)
Lineage: Eukaryota; Viridiplantae; Streptophyta; Magnoliopsida; Fabales; Fabaceae
Exons: 4
Coding region: 1-2010 (669 amino acids)
Source: RefSeq, a predicted model, not a curated record
AUGCCUGAUGAGGAUGUUGACUUUAGGAUCAUAAGAUUAGAUGAGGAUGCAAUUGAGAUUAAGGAUUAUGCUGUUAAAAAAAACAGGGCUGCUAACAUAUUUGUUGAGCAUGAUGUAGAUGAAGCAAGUCAGUUAGUAGACAUUCCAAACUGUGUGAUUAGUAGUCAAGUAGGUGAAAGCUCAAACUGUGUCAAGGGUAAUGAAUUAGUUGAAAGUUCAGAAGCCAAUAGGUACAUUGAGAAAGGAAAGGCAGUUAUGGUAUGUCCUGAUGAAGACAAUGUGGAUGAGGGUGGUUCAGGUAGUAGUGAUGAAGAUGAGGAUGAGGCAUAUGAUCACUUUGAUGACAGUGAGGAUGAUAGGGCACUUUGUCUUGAGGAUGGGUUUGAGCCAUAUGAUAAAAACCCUCUAGGUUUUGAAUACAGUGAUGAUUAUAUGGAUGGUGUUGUUGAUAAUUCAUACAAACCUUCAAAUGAUAAACCUGAUAAGCCUAGGAAACCAAAGAAAAAAGCAAAGGUUGUUGAACAAGAACAACAUGCUGACCCUGAAUGGGAGAAGGACUAUCUUAGUGAAGAAUUACUAUCAGAUGACCUUGAUGAUUUUGAUUAUGAGGGAUUGCCAAGAUACCCUGAAUUUAAGAUGGGUGAACUAACAAAGGACUAUAAGUUCAAAGUUGGUAUGGACUUUAAGUCAAUUGCAGAGUUCAAGGAGGCAAUUAGUGAGUGGUCAGUAUUAAACUUAAGACAGAUAAAGUUUGUGAAACAGGACAAGGAAAGAUGUAGGGCAGUGUGUAAAGAUAUAAAAUGCAAUUAUGUGGUUCAUUAUAGCAAAGUGGCAGACAGCCACACAUUUAAAAUAAAGACAUUAAGUGGGAACCAAACAUGUGCCAAGUCUAUUAAAAAAAAAAUUGCUACUUCCAAGUGGGUGACAAAGGAAGUGCUUCCAAAGAUAAUGACAACUGGUGAUAUGCCUGUCAAAGAUAUAAUGAAGGACUUGAGGAGGAAACAUUCAGUGGGUGUAUCUUUCCAUGUAGCUUGGAAGGCAAAGAAAAUGGCUAAAGAAAUCAUUGAAGGUGAUUGUUAUACCCUUGAUGCUAAGAAACAAUAUACUCUGCUUUGGAGGUAUGCUGCUGAGUUGCACAGAGUUUCAUUGGAAAAUACCCUCAAAAUUAAUGUGGAGAGAACACUGUUAACAAAUCAACCAAGGUUCAACAAGUUUUAUUUCUGCUUUGAAGGUUGUAAAAAAGGAUUUUUGAGUGGAUGUAGGCCUUUCAUUGGAGUGGAUGGAUGCCAUCUGAAAACAAUGUAUGGAGGAAUACUGCUGGUUACUGUUGGAAGAGAUGCAAAUGAUCAGUAUUACCCAUUGGCUUUUGGAGUGGUUGAGAAUGAGACUAAUGAUGCUUGGAGAUGGUUCUUGACAUUGCUACUUAAUGAUAUUGGCACUGACAGGAGAUGGGUCUUUAUAUCAGACCAACAAAAGGGAUUGAUUCCAGUUUUAGAAAAAUGGUCUGACAGGCUUGAACAUAGGCUAUGUUUGAGACAUUUAUAUGCUAACUUCAAGAAGAAGUUUGGAGGAGGGAGCUUGAUUAGAGACUUGAUGAUGGGAGCAGCAAAGGCAACAUAUUUCCAAGCUUGGGAUGCAAAGAUGAAUGAGCUCAAGAAGGUUGAUCAUGCUGCAUGGGAAUGGCUGAGAGGUCACAACCCAAAAUUAUGGUGUAAGCAUGCCUUCUCCUACUAUCCCAAGUGUGAUGUGCUGAUGAAUAAUAUAUCUGAGUCUUUUAAUGCAACAAUCUUGUUAGCUAGGGACAAACCAAUACUAAUAACGGCUGAGUGGAUUAGAACUUAUAUUAUGAAUAGGAUAUCAAGCCUUAGAGAGAAACUUAGUAAAUGGGAACAAAAUAUCAUGCCUAUGCCUAAGAAAAGACUGAAUACUGAGAUACAAAAGGCUGGUAAUUGGAUUGCAACUUGGGGAAAUGGUGAGGAGUUUGAGGUUGAAAUGUUUGGUGGUGGGUAG